Spodoptera exigua (beet armyworm) is the source of this 660-nucleotide messenger RNA. NCBI's taxonomy places the organism in Eukaryota, Metazoa, Arthropoda, Insecta, Lepidoptera, Noctuidae. The record is from the annotation of a GenBank genome assembly.
GAAACUUCGAAACAUCGCAUUGUCAAUACAAUGAAAUGAUAUUUAUAGCUCAACAUGUAACUUCAGAGCAUAGACGUUCAGGACUCGUCCUACCACCAACACAUCCUUGCUUGAAUUUUAUUAAAAAAAUACCACUACAAAAAUGAUGAAAAUUACUCUGUUCGCUCUGGCCGCUCUUGCAGUAGCCUGCGCUCAGGAAGCAGCGCCGCCCGUAGUAGCCGCGGCCCCCGCUGUUCAGAUUGUCAAGCAAGUUGACGAUGUUGAUGUGGACAAAUACAACUUUGAGUUCGAGACUAGCGACGGAACUUCAAGGCAGGAGACUGGCGAGUACAAGAACGACACGGAACAACAGGGUCUGGUCGUGAGGGGAAGCUACAAGUACGUUGCUCCGGAUGGCCAGCACAUCGCAGUCACCUACCUCGCCGACAAGAAUGGCUACCAGCCUAAUGAAGAAGCCGGCGACAAGGCCCAGGCUCCCGCUGCCCAAGCUCCCGCUGCCGAAGCUCCCGCUGCCCCAGCUCCUGAAGCCUAAACUCCCACCAAAGAAGAACGAAGUUCCACAAAAUAUUCGCUGAAACCAAAAAUAUAACGCUUGAAAGGGAUAUUUGGUCCCCAUAUAAUAACACUGCCAAAUAAAUUUGCAACUGCCUACCAAAGGGU